Molecule: messenger RNA, 3090 nt
Organism: Darwinula stevensoni
Lineage: Eukaryota; Metazoa; Arthropoda; Ostracoda; Podocopida; Darwinulidae
Source: the annotation of a GenBank genome assembly
AGUUCACCAGCAAAGAAGCAAAGGAUGGAUCAUUCCAGGAGACAGAAAGACCAUCCUGCAUGCCAGCCUAGACUCAGGAAUAGGAGGAUCUCAGUUGCCGAGAAAGUAGCAGCCAAGAAGCAACUUCCGGGCCGGGACACGAGGCAGAAAUGUUCUAACAGGAAGGGGUUGAAUGACGGUAGAAAUUACACCAGAGUCAAAGGUGAUGCAUAUAAGGAGAAAAAGGAAUUAAGUAAUCAAAAAGAAAAGUCACGUUCAGCUGCACGUCUAUUGAAGCGUGUGAUUCCACCUCCUGGUGACAGCAGUGAUGAAGAGGAAAAGAAAGCAAAAGAAGAAAUAUUGGAAGAAAAAUCACUCAAAGAGAGUGGGAAACAAGAUGCGACUCCAGAAGAAAAAUGUGAGAAGUCGGAGAUCUGUGAUGAUCAUUUCGCGGGAAUCAAGGAUGAAGGCCUGACAGGAAGACAGGAAGCAGACCAUGAAGAAAGAAAGUUCUCUGAUGAAGCAAGUACUCCACCUCUUGAUUGUAGCAAGGAAGAGGAAGCAAAUUCAGAUCCUGAGGAAGUUUUGUGCCAAGGACUGUCUUCAUCCCAGUCAAGUGUAAAAUGUGAACAUUCCGUGGAUGAAUCAAAGAGUCAGAUCUCCAAGACUGAGGAAGCUGAUCGGGAACAUGUUGGAUCUAGCUUGGAGGUAGAUGUAAAUUCAGUGGUGCAGGAAGUUUGUAGAACAGCAAAAGAGAGAGGUGGUGGUGGUGGAUUGCUGUCCAUAGGGGCAAGCAGUCGCAGGCGUAGAAAUGUGAAAAGAAAAGAACAGAAACCAAAGCUCCUAAAGGGAGUUCAGAGUCCCUUGCAGUCAGAGGCAAAAACCUCUGGUCAGACCAAGUCUCCUGAACUUGUUUCAGAGCUGAAGCUUAAAUGGCAAAGAGUGUUCAAGAACAAGAAGAAUCCUAGUGGCUCAUCUCCACUGAUGAGUAAAUCUCUUGCUCAAUUCAAGCGCAUGGCAUCUUCACGUGUAAUCCAUACAAAGCAGACCAGUUCACAUCAAGAACCCUCCCCAAAGGAAAAAAGUGCUUCAAGCUCACCCCAGACACCUGAGAAGCCAUUCUCCUUGUGGGGAAGAGUUCAGGACCCAAGUCCUCUCCCAUCUCCCAAAGGAACAAUAUCACCCUCAUUGGAUGCAGAGACAGAAUCUGAUGUGGGGAGCACAUCUACUGUGAUAUUAUCAAAGGAGAAAUGUGCUGAAGGGGAGAGAAUGCAUGAGAGCUGGGAAACAGAUAGUGAUGAUAGUGCCUCUACUCUCAUCCAAUUUUCAGGAAAUGCAUCUCCCAGAGAUGUCUCUUCUCUAGAUGUGAUGCAACCAUGUGAUAAGAAAUCAGAUGAUGCUACUUGUAACAGUGACGAUGAUAAGGCUGUUGAGCACAUGGUUGGUGAUUCCAGUCCUGUUGGAGAUGAUAUUCAGCCCUGUUCCAGCUCAGUAAUAGAGUCUAUCAAGGAUGCUAGAGUUGAUGUGGACCAUUCAAGCACAGUAAAACUUGAUGUGCCUGGUGGAGAAACAACACCAAGAGUAUGCAUGCCUCUCCUUCAAGAUGAAGGAUUGUUGGGGAGGGAUCUAAAACCUGCUGAUCUGAAGGAAACAUCUGACAGAACAGCUGAAAAUAGCUUGGAGAGGUUGUCAGACCACCUCACUCACCAGCUGCAGGAUAUGUUAAAGCAGCUAGAAACCACAGAUGCCAAUGUUGCUAAGGUGGGUGCUGCUCUUAGGAAGAGGUUUGAGUUGGAAGAAGAUUCUGGUGGGCAAUCUAUAGAAGUCCAUGGACACACAGGUGAUGAAGACUCUGGUGAGCCAAAAGCCAGUACCUCAAAUCAAAAUGGAGGGGAUUCCAGUCCCAACUCACACAUCUCAAAGUUUAAUGAGAAGGCUCAAAAGAUUAGACCAGAAUCUCAAGAGUCCCCUCAGAAGCAAUCAGAUCCUCGAAAGCCUUUGGAAGAUUACCUGGAGAAACUCAACACUGCCAGACCAAAGGAAUUAAUGGAACUCUGUAUGGAAUCAGAUGAAUAUGCUGCAGAUCUGGAAGAUGAUGGUGAUAAAAGCCCACAGCUUAUUGUUGACGAGUCAGUUGAUGCUGCAGAGGCCCCACAUUUGUCUCCAGUCUCUGAUCCAGAAGAUGGAGGGGCAGACCAGGAAGGACUGGUUGGGGCAUCGGAGGAGGAACCAUCUUCACCUUCCUUGUCCAGAGAAACCCUGCAGUCCAAUGAAGUUUCUAGUUCUGAAGUGGAAAGUCAGAGCACUGAGCAUCAGCAGAGUGCAUUGCCAGAUGGGCAGAUGGCUUGCAAGGUUGACAGUGAGCCAGAUGUUGCAACUCAUAGUUUAUUGGAAAUGAUGUAUAAUCUCAUCUGCAAGAUGACAUUAGGCAUACGGGAUGAGAAGAAGAUGCGUUACAUUGUGAGAAAUUUUCAGGUGGCUCCUGUUCUUCAGAUGGUGGGUGUUUGCAAUCAUUCUGCAGUUACCCAUAUUUUGGAAAACCUGGAACAGUUUGCUGACCGAAUGGUUCAUGAGACUCAGGAUGCCUUUGCAAAAGAGCAGAUCCAGUAUAAACGUUCCCUUAUUUUCAGGGCAUUAUUCUCAGUCAGGGCAAAGAGCAACCAUGAUGAGGGAGAAGUUUCUUCUGCUUCCCCAUCCACAUCAUCAAAGCAACUUGCUCCAUGCAGAAGUGGAGGCAUCCAAGUUCAGGCACACAAGGAAGCCAACACUGGAUCAUUAACCUCAGAAGGAAGUCAAGGUCAACUGAAAGAAAGAACCUCUACUGCCAGUUCACAGCAGCAGGUUCUGUCAGACAAAAGGAAUGUACCUUUGAGCAUGCCAAUUCUUGUAAGUGAUUCUUCUGUUUCACCUUCUCCACCUCCUGUUGAAGCUGCCAGUGUUGGGCUCUCUAUUAAUCCAUCAGAGACUGCAACCACACUUGCUAUCAUGCCACAACAACCAGAACAGUCAGAGAAUAGCCAGCCAAGUUCUAACAAUCUCAAGAAGACCAAGACAAAUUUUGCAGUUAAGAAAAACCGUUCAGAUUUAGGCUCUCCCCGGAAGAAUCACACU